This is a messenger RNA of Cladocopium goreaui, 798 nucleotides long. The record is from the annotation of a GenBank genome assembly. NCBI's taxonomy places the organism in Eukaryota, Dinophyceae, Suessiales, Symbiodiniaceae.
AUGAUGCCGGCUGCUGAUCCAGAGGGGCUGUCAGCUCUUCCCAAUCUCAUGGAUACCCUAUUCAAGGCGCCACCAGCAGCCAGUGCAGCCCCAGAGUUGCCGAAAUCUAGGAUUGGCCUUCAAAAGGCCAGUUUGCUCACCUUCCAGUCAUGGAGUGAUCGAAAGCCGGGAUUGGUUGGUAUGAUUUUCGGGGAGAAUGGAAAACAAAAAUGUCAGUCUCAUUUCCUGGUGGUAUCUAAAUCUUUGGGCAACAUUUGGAACAGUACCAAGACGAAGCAACUGAUGGACGAGGAGAAAGUGGCUUGCUUGGGGAUAGUUCUGGCUGGCUCCCCCGACGAUGAAAGCACUGGUUGGCGGGAUACUAGGCGUGCUUGGUGUUCCGUGGACAAAGACGAGCCUGGCCAGUUCAAUGUUUUCCAGAAGGUAGAGGAGAAGGGUGAAGAGGACAAGCACAUCGAAGUUAGCCCCAGGUGGACGCACUCAACAGCUAAAAUGGUAGGAAACAUUUGUCACGUGGAGGAUCUAUUCACGACAAAUCGGGAAAAGUUUUACAAAGAAGUUUGUAAAACACUUCUGUCUACAAGCAGUGGACCAGCCGCACAAAUCAAGAAAGUCCCUUUUCAGAUCGCAAGAGUGGCUGGAGAUGGCAAAUGUGGUUUUCGGAGUCUUAGUCUUGUUUACCAAAUACGUUUUAUUUAUGCGAUUUCCAUGGGGUUGUCGCUGUGGUAUGUAUAUAUAUAUAUAUAUGGAUGGUUUUGCUUUCCUAUGAGCCUCUCAAUGAUCUUAUAUUUGCGCUGA